Molecule: messenger RNA, 978 nt
Organism: Effrenium voratum
Lineage: Eukaryota; Dinophyceae; Suessiales; Symbiodiniaceae
Source: the annotation of a GenBank genome assembly
AUGAACGCCAACACGAUCGGCAUCGGCCUGGUAUCGGGCGCGGCAACCGCGCUUUUGUGCCUUGGCGUCGUUUCGGGCUCCGGGCUGUCCGUUAUCCUUUAUUUCCUGUCCGCCGUGCCGCUGAUGGUGGCCACGCUCGGCUGGGGCUUUGCCGCCGGCGUGAGCGGCGCCAUCAUUUCCGCCCUGCUGAUUGCGGCCUUCGCCAACGUGCCGAUGGCUGUCUACAUCGUCAUGACCACGAUCCUGCCGGCGACGGCGGCGGGCUACUGGAUGAACCUGGCCCGGCCGGCCGAAGAGGUGGGCGGGCCGGCGGGCAAGCUGGCCUGGUAUCCCCUGUCCGAUGUCGUCGUCCGUCUCGCGGUGAUCACGGCGGGCGCCUUCAUCGUCGCCGGCGCCUUGAUCGGCUACGGGCCGGCGCUGGUCGACGAACUGGUCGGCGAGAUGAUCGCCCGGCUGCAGGAGGCCAACCCCGAAUUCGCCUUCACGCCGGAAGGCCGCGAGAGCUUUCUCGCCUUCAUGACCGGGGCGAUCCCGUUCAUGCAGCCGGCGCUGUGGCUGAUGAUCCUCAUCGGUUCGCUCUAUCUGGCGCUGGCGAUCACCCGCGCCUCGGGCCGGCUCAGGCGUCCGAAAGACGAUUGGCCAGAGGCGCUGCGCCUGCCGCGCGCCGGUGCGAUGAUCCUCGCCGUGGCGAUCGCCGGCAGUUUCGUCUCCGGGCCGCUGGGCCUGGCAGCGACGACCUUUGCCGGCGCGCUGACCGGAGGUUUCACCAUGGCCGGUUUUGCCAUCUUCCAUGCGCGCACGCGCGGCCAGCCCUGGCGCCCCUUUGCGAUGAUCGUCGUCUAUGGCGCCGUGGCGAUCACGCUCGUCGCCGCCCUUCCCUUCUUUUUUGCGGGCGUUCUCGCCACGGCCCGCCCCAUGCCGGUCUCCCCCGGCGGCGGACCCAAUCCGCCGACCGGAACACCACCGGCUUCCACCUGA